Triticum turgidum subsp. durum (durum wheat) is the source of this 1452-nucleotide messenger RNA. The record is from the annotation of a GenBank genome assembly. Lineage: Eukaryota; Viridiplantae; Streptophyta; Magnoliopsida; Poales; Poaceae.
AUGCCAUUAAUGGCUGCCUUCGCAAAGAUGGCCGUGGAGUGUCUCCAGGACCCACUGGUCUGGCUGUUCCUCGUCUCGGUGGCCUUGGCCACCCUGCGGAGACGGAGACGGCGGGGCUACGCGCCGUUCCCUCCGGGCCCGAAGCCGCUGCCCAUCGUCGGUAACAUGACGCUGGUGAACCAGCUGACGCACCGCGGGCUGGUGGCGCUGGCGGAGAAGUACGGCGGGCUGCUGCACCUCCGCCUCGGCUGCCUCCACGUGGUGGCGGUGUCGACGCCGGAGCACGCGCGGGAGGUCCUGCAGGCGCGUGACGGCGCCUUCUCGAACCGCCCGGCCACCGCCGCCAACGUUUACCUCACCUACGGCCGCUCCGACCUGGCGUUCGCGGACGGCGGCGCCCACGUGCGCGAGAUGCGCAGGCUCUGCGCCACAACCCUCUUCAGCCGGCGCCGCGCCGAGACGUGGCUCGCCGUGCGCGACGGGUACGGGGCGCUGGCCCGCGACGUGGGCAGGCGCAGCGGCCAGGCCGUGAACCUAGGCGAGCUCAUCUUCAACCACACCGUGGGCGUCAUCUUCCGCGCUGCCUUCAGCGCCGGCGACGAGGGACUGGACGAGUUCGUCGUCAUCCUCCGGGUGUUCUCCAAGAUCUUAGGCGAGUUCCACGCCGGCGACUACUUCCCGUGGCUCCGGUGGACGGCCCGGCUGGGCUUCAACCGCCGCCUCCACGCAGCGCGCAGCGCCGUCGACAAGUUUACCGACAAGAUAAUCGACGACCACGUGAGGAGAGGGAAGAACCCCGCCGAUGCCGACGCCGACUUGGUAGAUGGCCUGCUCGCUUUCCUCGCCGACGCGAACCUAUCCAAAGGGAAGGACGCCCUCCACUUCACCCGCGACAACGUCAAGGCCAUGAUCAUGCAGGAGCUGGCUGACGUGGUGGGGCUCGACCGCAUGGUGGAUGACUCAGACCUCGACAAGCUCCCCUUCCUAGGAUGCAUCGUCAAAGAGACGUUCCGCAUGCACCCGCCCAUUCCGACGCUUCUCCACGCGGCUGCUAAAAACUGUGUACUCGGAGGUUACUCGGUCCCUAAAGGCUCGCGAAUAAUAAUCAAUAUGUGGGCAAUCAAUCGUUACCCCGAGGCCUGGAAGGACGGCGACGCCUUCCGGCCGACGCGGUUCAUGCCAGGUGAGGGGGACGCUGUCGGGCAGGACCUCAAGGGCGGCUCCUUCGAGUUCCUACCCUUCGGGUCUGGACGACGCUCGUGUCCAGCACAGGGAUUCGGUCAUCAUGCAGUGCAAUUGGCUGUCGCAUACCUCGCCCAUGGGUUCAACUGGGAGCUACCCGACGGUAUGAGUCCGGCGGAGCUUGACAUGGGUGACAUGCCCGGCAUCACUGGACCGCGCGCCGCGCACCUCUACGCCGUGCCCACGUCCCGACUCAACUGCACGUUGUAA